GCAAAUUUGGAACUGAGAUUGCCAUUCAAUUUACCCGUUUUUUCUUCCCCUCUGCAAAACCCUACCGCCAUCUGCAAUUUCUAAAGUGAAAACGAAACCCUAAUCGGCAUCGAGUUUACUCAAUCGGAGUUUGCGGAGAUGGACUCGCACCUAACCGCACCGAACCGCUCUCGUAGCUCCCAGACCCCUUCCCCAUCUCACUCUGCCUCCGCCUCUGCUACUUCCUCCCUCCACAAGCGCAAACUCGCCGCUGCUGCGUCCGAAGACCACGCGCCUCCUUCCUCUUUACCUCCCUCGUCCUUCUCCGCCGACACUCGAGACGGUGCUCUAACCUCCAAUGACGACCUCGAGAGCAUCUCCGCACGGGGGGCUGACUCUGAUUCUGAUGCUGAUGACUCAGAGGACGCCGUCGUGGACGACGAUGACGACGACUUUGACCACGACAAUGAUUCCUCCAUCCGUACUUUCACCACUGCUCGCCUAGAGUCUGGGGGUGGUGGCUCCGCCUUGGUUCGGAACACGAAGCUCAAGACCGAAAAUUCCACGGUUAAGAUUGAGAAUGCCGAUGGAGGAAAAGACGGGGGAGCCCCUGGGUCUGGGUCAGUUGGACCCACCGGGGCUACCGCAGCAGUUGGGAGUACAAUGGCGGGGAUUGCAACAAAGGAAGACGUUAAGAUAUUUACUGAGAAUAUACAGACUAGUGGAGCUUAUAGUGCUAGAGAAGAGAGCUUGAAAAGAGAGGAAGAAGCGGGAAGACUCAAGUUUGUUUGCUAUUCAAACGAUGGUGUUGAUGAGCAUAUGAUUUGGUUGAUUGGAUUGAAGAAUAUAUUUGGAAGACAACUACCCAAUAUGCCAAAAGAGUACAUUGUUCGCCUUGUGAUGGACAGAAGCCAUAAGUCUGUGAUGGUUAUUAGACGGAAUCAGGUUGUUGGUGGCAUCACAUAUCGCCCAUAUGCCAGCCAAAGGUUUGGGGAAAUUGCUUUUUGUGCAAUCACAGCUGAUGAACAAGUAAAAGGUUAUGGCACCAGACUGAUGAAUCAUUUAAAACAGCAUGCACGUGACGUUGAUGGACUAACACAUUUUCUGACGUAUGCUGACAAUAAUGCUGUUGGUUAUUUUAUCAAACAGGGUUUUACCAAAGAGAUUCACUUGGAGAGGGAUCGAUGGCACGGGUAUAUUAAAGACUAUGAUGGAGGAAUCCUUAUGGAAUGUAAAAUCGACCCCAAGCUUCCAUAUACUGAUUUAUCAACCAUGAUUCGUCGUCAGCGACAGGCAAUCGAUGAAAAGAUUAGGGAGCUCUCAAACUGUCAAAUUGUUUAUCCAGGCAUUGAUUUUCAAAAGAAAGAAGCUGGUAUUCCUAAAAAAGUCAUCAAAGUUGAGGAUAUCCCUGGUUUGAAGGAAGCCGGAUGGACUCCUGAUCAAUGGGGACAUACGCGAUUUAGAUCCUUAAUUGUGUCCGCAGACAACACCACAAAUCAGAAACAUUUAACUGGUUUCAUGCGCUCACUUCUGAAGUCAAUGCAUGACCAUGUUGAUGCUUGGCCAUUCAAGGAGCCAGUUGAUGCUCGCGAUGUACCCGAUUAUUAUGACAUCAUCAAAGAUCCCGUGGAUCUGAAGACUAUGUCAAAAAGAGUUGAAUCGGAGCAAUAUUAUGUAACGCUUGAGAUGUUUGUAGCUGAUGUCAAGAGGAUGUUUGCUAAUGCACGCACCUAUAAUUCUCCUGAUACUAUAUACUAUAAAUGUGCAACCAGGUUGGAAACGCAUUUCCAGAGCAAAGUUCAAUCAGGUCUCCAAUCUAACACAAAAAUUCAGUGAGGGUAACUGAAAGGCAUACACAUGCUUUGACCCUAUGAUCCCAGGAGAUCAGAUUUUCAGACAUUCCAGCUGUACCGUUUCAGCAAUAUAUGUAACAUUAGUGUUCAUAUGCUUAUCUAUAAUGUCCAAGGGGGAAAUUCUGACAUGUUCCCCGUGUAAUGUGAUGUAUGGAUGGAUGAAUAAUUUUAUUGACAACAAAUAGGAUAGAUUGAAUGUUGUUAACCAAAGCUCAUGAUAAU
This is a messenger RNA of Hibiscus syriacus, 2054 nucleotides long. Its product is annotated as histone acetyltransferase GCN5. The coding region runs from base 139 to 1815 and encodes 558 amino acids. Gene Ontology annotation, biological process: chromatin remodeling; positive regulation of transcription by RNA polymerase II. NCBI's taxonomy places the organism in Eukaryota, Viridiplantae, Streptophyta, Magnoliopsida, Malvales, Malvaceae. Gene Ontology annotation, cellular component: histone acetyltransferase complex. The record is from RefSeq and is a predicted model, not a curated record. Gene Ontology annotation, molecular function: protein binding; histone H3 acetyltransferase activity. The transcript is spliced from 13 exons.